Molecule: messenger RNA, 1330 nt
Organism: Microplitis mediator
Lineage: Eukaryota; Metazoa; Arthropoda; Insecta; Hymenoptera; Braconidae
Product: zonadhesin-like
Exons: 4
Coding region: 95-538 (147 amino acids)
Source: RefSeq, a predicted model, not a curated record
UAAAUAAUAAAAAGUACGUAUAUAAACUCGAUAAAAUUCAGUAUCCCGUAGUCAUUUAAUUUUUUAUUAUAAAUACAAUCAUAAGAAAAAGAAAAUGAGACUGUUUUUAUUGUCAAUUUUUUUUAUCUCAAUUUUAUUACGAAUUAAAGCGAAUCAAUGUGGAAAAAAUGAAGGAUUAAAUAUUUGCGGCAAAACUUGUGAACCAACUUGUCAUACAUUUUCUGACGAAAUAAAAAAUUGUACAAUUAAGGAUUGUAAAGGAAAAUCGUUAGGAUGUCGAUGUAACAACGGCUUUGUAAGAGACGAAAGAACAGGAAAAUGUGAACGACCAAAUCAAUGUUCACGUUGUGAUUACGGUGAAGUUUAUUUACCUUGUGGUCAAUUGUGUGAAGCUUCAUGUCACUCAUCAGUAAAACCAAAAAUUUGUCAACGAAUGUUUUGUGCUCAUUCGGAUUGUCGGUGUCAUUUUGAGGGCGGAUUUGUUAGAGAUCACAGCACUGGGCGAUGUGUACUUCAGAAAAAUUGCAAAAAAAAUUAAUAAUAUAUUUUAUUUUAUUUUGGCUCAAUCGGUUCUUUUUCUUCAUCGGAAGCUUUUCACCAUUUAAUGAUAUUAACUAUUAAACGGUAACCCUAAAAAGAUAUUUUUCAUGAAAAAGACAUGGUUUAUUUUUUAUAGUUGGAUUAGCGAAACUUUGCGCUUCGGGUUUUUACCCCCACCAUCAAGGCGCAAUGUCUUAGGUAUUAAAUUUAGAUGGUAGGGGUAAAAACGAAAAUAUCCGAAACGCAAAGUCUCGCUAAUCCAGUGCAGCCAGAUCGUGCGAUAUUUUUACUCCCUCCUGCCAUUACACUCCAUGCUAUUUCACCACGGGAAGGGGUAAAAAUAUCGCACGAUCUGGCUGCACUGCGCUAAUCCAACUAUCAUGAUAUUAUGAACUUAAUUUAUAGUCAUCCCGACGAAAGCUUGGAAUUUUUUUCUCACCACGGGUUCUUCUUCCACCCUUUAAAUGUUGGUUUUGGUGGCACAUUCAAAUGGCGCAUGCGCUCAUUCUAAUAUCAUGGUGGCAGGAGAAAAAACUGGUGGGAAAAAAAUCCCAAGCUUUCAUCAGAACAACUAUAUUUUUAAACUCCACAUUAAUUAAUAUUUUAACAUAACCAUAUUGAAAAGAGUUUCAUUGAUUUUAAAUUUGAUUAGAGGUCUGUCAGACCGGAGUUACCGUUUGAAGGUUAAAUAUCAUAUACAAUUUAAAUAGCACCUAAUAUAUAGUAUAAUAUAAUAUAAUAAACAUAUUUGUGUAACAAACAAAAAGGACUGUUUAAUAAACUUGCAUUU